Messenger RNA from Dibothriocephalus latus, 337 nucleotides. The record is from the annotation of a GenBank genome assembly. NCBI's taxonomy places the organism in Eukaryota, Metazoa, Platyhelminthes, Cestoda, Diphyllobothriidea, Diphyllobothriidae.
ACUAACAACGAGGAGGAGGAAGAAGACGAUACGGAAGAGGAGGAGACCGCCAACGGUCUCGACGAGGAGGAGAAGGAGAGACGGGCUGCUGCCGUGCGCCAGCUGCUGCUGGAGGAGAACGAUUCCGAGCUCUCCAAGCAGAUGCCGAGGAGGCAUGGUCGCGAGCCCUUGGUUGACCGCUCCGAACGACGGAAGAAACUGCGUCUGGGACAGGCUGACUUUGGACCCUCGAAGUCUCACCGCAAGAAGGCGCAGAAGUUUCGAAAGAAGUAACGCGCACACACACAAACGUCCCCGCCCCCACCCCCGUCUCAGCGUCCACUAUGUGUGUACAUAA